Messenger RNA from Pyricularia oryzae 70-15, 1569 nucleotides. Its product is annotated as 3-oxoacyl-[acyl-carrier-protein] reductase. The coding region runs from base 600 to 1376 and encodes 258 amino acids. The transcript is spliced from 2 exons. The record is from RefSeq and is a predicted model, not a curated record. Gene Ontology annotation, molecular function: oxidoreductase activity, acting on the CH-OH group of donors, NAD or NADP as acceptor. NCBI's taxonomy places the organism in Eukaryota, Fungi, Ascomycota, Sordariomycetes, Magnaporthales, Pyriculariaceae.
CAAGAACAGACAACUUGCAACUAUUUCUAGAAUAGCACUUAACCACUGCGCUGUAUGUUUGGCUCAUCUGAUGAUUAAUACCGUCUUUUCCUAAUUAAGGAUCAUGUGAAUAUCUCAACUACACUACAUACCUGAACCUGCACUACAGGGCAACGGGCGUACGCAGGGGGGAGGACCGUUCGUCAGUUAGCGCAUGCACCAAAGCCAUCAAGGUUCGUCGCAAUCAUUCGAAACCCUGCUGCGGACAGAUUGCCAAGUCAGUGCUCCCCGCCCAUCGUCACUCUAUAAGAUCGGCCUGAAUUCUUUUCCUGCUCCACUUGAUCACUCGGUGACGUUUCCCGAUGUACUUGCGCUGGAACUGGGUCUAGAAUAGAAGUAGGCUAGACCUUCCCCGCAUAGUGGUCAAAAGAAACCUCCGUCUCUUUUUGUCGCAAAUCGGUUUUGUUUCGCCCGCCUCGCAUAAUAUAGCCAAGACCUGGAGUAUGACUGCCAGACAAGCAUCAAAGCCCAAUUGACAAAGAUUGCUUAGAUACUACUGUCUUCAUUGGCCUGCCUAGCAAACAUUCAUUUCACUAUUCGCAACCACCCAUAGCGCCACCAUGUCAGUCGACAACAACUUGGUCGGGAGGCUUGCCCUCAUUACGGGUGCCUCUGGAGGAAUCGGGGCUGCCAUUGCCAAGGACCUCUGGUCCCACGGUUCCAGCCUAGCCCUUACCUAUUGGAGCAGCCGCGAGAAGAUCGAUGCUCUCGUCGCCGAGUUGGAGAAAUCGUCAACCAGAUCCAACACCAGGAUCUCGGUUCACCGCAUCGACAUGGGCACUCCCAACGACCAGGACUUUGACCUGCUCUUCCAGGAGAUAGUCCAGCUACAGGGCCAGUCCCCCAGCAUCCUCGUGGCCAACGCCGGGUACGGCAAGCGCUUCACAUACAUUGAGGACAUUGAGCUGGCCGAGUUCGACUACAUGAUGCGCGUCAACCUCCGCGCCCCCUUCAUCCUGGCCAAGCAGUGCGUGCCCGACAUGGCCAAAAACAAGUGGGGCAGGCUCAUCUUCAUCUCCUCCAUCGCGGCCUACGGCGGCGGUAUCAACGGGCCUCACUACGCUGCCAGCAAGGGCGGAGUGACAAGCAUGAUGCGGAACCUGUCGGCCAGGUAUGCCAAGGAUGGCAUCACGGCCAACGACGUCGCACCGGCCAUGAUUGGCGAGACGGGCAUGAUCCCAAACGCGAGGGCCGUGGAGGGCACCGCCGGAGACGUCAGGAAUAUCCCCGUUGGCAGGCUCGGGGCCCCGCAGGAGGUGGCCAACGCCGUAACGAUGCUGUGUCGGACAGGUUACCUCACCGGCCAGAGCAUAGUAUUAUCGGGAGGCUUGAGGUAAACUUGAUAGAGUUCCAAGCUGGCAUGGAUAGUAAGAACCGGUGGCUUAAUCCAGUGAAUAGCUUAUCUUUUGAUAUGCAUGGCAGAGUUGAAAAGAUAGAAUUAUUGUUCACAUAUCAGGUUACACACACUGAUGGGAUAUAUAAAAACCACAAGAGGACAGUAGGGACGAUAGCGCCACUACAAACACCACC